Paramecium tetraurelia is the source of this 1071-nucleotide messenger RNA. RefSeq lists its product as uncharacterized. The record is from RefSeq and is a predicted model, not a curated record. The transcript has 6 exons. NCBI's taxonomy places the organism in Eukaryota, Ciliophora, Oligohymenophorea, Peniculida, Parameciidae.
AUGCAAAAUUUCAUACCUCGCUACUUCUAUUAUCAAAAAUUAAGUCAACAUAUGAAAAUUAGAAAAACUUUGGAUCGUGAAAAUAGAAAACCUAAGAAAUGGCUAUAAAAUUACUUUGUUCCAUUUAUUCCAAAAUGGACUCAGAGAAUUGUUGACAACAAAAAGAAAUCUAUCUUUUUUCUUCUUUGUUUGGGAUUGUUCACUUAUUACGAAGGAUUCUAAUGUAAAAUCGCAUUUUUAUUAUUUUCAGAUCUGCACCAUAAAAUACUUUAUCGAGAGCCUUUUAAAAGCAAAUUGGAUAGAUGGAUUUUCAAAGUUAAAAAUCUACCAAAGUAAUCCUUAGUAGAAUUCUAACCAAUUACAACUCUGAACCAGAAUACUAUAGAGUAAUUGAAAGAGAUAUAUUUAAAAUAUGAAUCGGAAAUGAAAUAUGGAAUGUCUCGUAAAUUAAUGUUUGAGGUUUAUGAAUCUCUUAAUUUGUUCUAAAAGGAUGAGGAGAGAAUCGGAUUCUAUAGACAAUCAGGAUAUUAUAAAAAGAGAAAUUAAAAGGUUUCAAGCGUGCAUUUCCAAUAAUUUGUGAAAAUAUUCGAGGAUGCUUUGAAAAAAUUGAAUAAAAAAGGGAAUACAAUUACAGAAUCAGAAUUAGUUUCCUAAUUUAUUUAAUUAUGUUCAGAUAAACAGAGUGAAAAAUGGGAGAACAAAAUCUAAUAGAAGCGAGCAGAGUUUGUAAAAUUGCUUCCUGAGUUGCAAGAUUAAAAAUAGGCGUUAAUUAGGUAGAUGCUAAGUGAGAAUCCAUAUGUAACUGAAGAGCACAUUCAAUAGGAACUUGAGAACAAGGGACUCUAUGGUUUGGGAACGAAGGAUAAACUAUAGAUUUAUGAUCUUCAGUUGUCACUUCAUAAAGUUCUGUUGGAUAGCAAAAAGGCAAAAUUAUACAAUAGCAUGCUUUUCGGGUAGUCGACUUUGAGUGCGCAAAAGGAGAAAAAGUUGAGGGACAAGAUAAUGAUUGAGGAGGAGAAGGUGAAUCAACUUCAAGCCAAGAGAAAUGAAGUUGCUGAAAAAGAUAUUUGA